Messenger RNA from Seminavis robusta, 2247 nucleotides. NCBI's taxonomy places the organism in Eukaryota, Bacillariophyta, Bacillariophyceae, Naviculales, Naviculaceae. The record is from the annotation of a GenBank genome assembly.
AUGGCUUCCUACGGAGGUCCUCCUGGCCCUCGCAGAGGCGGCCCCUAUGAUUAUCCUCCUUCCCCGUAUGAUACCCAUUCUCAGUAUGCUGGAUAUCAUGAUUACGCCCCCCCACCUCAACAACACCAACACCAACACCAGCAUCAACAUCAACAUCCGCACCAGCAGCAAUCUCAGUCAGCGCAUGGGAUGGGACUGUCUCCUCCCAGAAGCAGUGGACCACCUGCCCCGCAUGAUUAUUGGUCUCAGCAAGGUCCUCCUCGACGACCAGCUCCCGGUUGGCACGGCCAUGAAGCUCCUCCUUACGAUCACAGAAUAGCCCAUCAACCUCAUCAUAAUCAUCAUCAGCAACCACCACCACCAUCUAAUCAACAGCAGGGCUACCCUCCUUAUCCUCCUCAAAGGCAUGCCCAUCACCAUGCCCAUCAUGCUUCUGUUCCUCCACCUCACAUGAGAAGUCCCCAUCCGUCUGAUGGCAGACCCUACAUGCCGGAUGUACAACAACCUCCUCAGAUCAUGCGUGGCCCACGUGAGCUACCACCUCAUGUGACUCGAACUCCUCCUCGGCCGACCAAACAAGCAUUUGCUCCCGUGGCGGAAACACCGGUGAGAAGCAUUACAGCUACCAUGUCUCCCGCCAACAGAGUUACGGACGAAGCAAAACCCAAAAGCGACAAGGAGGAUAGCACGAAUGAAGCCUCUGCUGAGAAAGAGGGAGCUGAUGCAAAUAAUGCAGAUGGGAAGAAACCAAAAGGAAAGGGAAAAGGAAAGGGAGAUCCGUUGUCACUGCUGGCGAAAGUAUGCAAACAGGAAUCAGAAGACGAACCACCAGAAGCCCCUGCUACACCGGCACCUGUACCAACGUCCCCGGCAUCAAGACGUCCUCGACCGAGUCCGGUCGUUACUCCCGCAUCGACACCAUUGGGAAAACCUCCUCUAAUGCCCCACCCACAGAUAUCACCAGUGGACCACAGGGCCGAAGGAGGCUAUUGGGCAGCUGAACCAGCUCCAGAACAUCAUCAUUAUCCAAGGAGGCAUCCUGCUCCUCCAACACGAGGUGGGGAGACUGGUCCGUUUUCCCCUCCCGGCAACACCAACAACCGUCCAUAUGGUAGCGGUGGUCCGCCACCGACGGCGGCAGGAGCUCCACCUGCAGCAUCUGGGGGCUACCCGCCGGAAUGGAGACAGAAUGACAGCCCCACUCCUGCUCUUGUCGAACGUGGUUCGUUUGACAGUGUGGACGCUGGGCCGCCAUCAGAGCACGCGGCACCGUACGAUUCGAGGCGACCGCCUUAUUACGGCGAGUAUCCUCCGCAAUCAAGGGCCCAUCCUUCCCACAUGGCAGCACGAAAGUAUCCUCCUCAUCGUUGGUCGUCACCGUACCCACCGGAUCCACGUUCGGCGGGACCGUACCAGCAUCAUGAGAUGGGACCUCCUCCACAUCACGCGGAUCCCUACGGCAGCAGUAGCAGCAAUCCGAAUCAGUCUGCUCACACCCCUUCGCCCUAUCCAGAAGGUCCCCAUUCUCACUCACAUGCCAGUCGAACACCCUAUCCACCACCUCCGCCACAGUCGCAUCAUUCGUACGGUCCGCCUCCGCCACAUCAUCAAUAUCCUCAUCACCAUCCUCAUCAUCAGUAUCCUGGCAGCCACAUGCCCAUGCCUCCUCAUGGCGGUGGCCCACCGUCGACUCCCAUGCACGGUCCUCCACCGCCUCGUCCGUCCAUGCAGUAUGCGCCGUACACGUACGUGCAGCAGCCGCACUUGGAGGAAAAGACGGUACUGCGAAAAAAGUUCUCGUGGAAACAUUUUCCGGAACUGGAGCGCUUCUUGAUUGCCAAUCGGGACGAAUAUCUCAAGCACUCCAAUAUGAACUACACGGCGGAACAAAAGCAGUACAACAAUUGGUUGACGGAGCGAUUGUUGGAGGUGGCUGCCGAACACCACUACGCCUUUGACCCUGAAGAUUUCAACUUUGUGGCGAUUCGAGAUCGCAUUCGGUGCUAUUACAAGAGUUAUGUUCAGACGGCGAGAAAGAGAGGAAUGAAUUUGCCAACUAAGAAUGAUGGGUUGCUACCUGCCAAAAAGAAGUUUCGUCCUUCAGAUGAAGUAGGCAGUACUGGUAGCUUCACAACUCUGCCGACGGUCUCCAUGGCUGCAGGUGACAAGAGAGAGGAAGGUGCUGGCAGCAAGGAGAAGAGCAGCAAUGUCAAGGAGGAGCAGACUGACAAGCCAACGUCAUCUUAG